Enterobius vermicularis (human pinworm) is the source of this 684-nucleotide messenger RNA. The record is from the annotation of a GenBank genome assembly. Lineage: Eukaryota; Metazoa; Nematoda; Chromadorea; Rhabditida; Oxyuridae.
UUGGAACGACUUUGCCAAGUUCGGUUGAAUUGUUGUUUGGAAAUUUUUGGAUCUACGAAGAAUGGUUUUGGAACAAAAAAUUCUGAUGUUGAUUUAUGCCUUCAUCUUGAUCCUCUAUCGCUUGUUACACAACAUGUUGGUUAUUUUCUAAGUUCUAACAGUUAUUUGACUAUCUGCAAUGAGGUUGCCAUACAAAAUACCAAUCUUUUGCAAAGUUAUGGGAGAUUGGACAGGAGGGUGCCUCAAUUAGGAGUAGCUUUAAAGGUUUGGACAAAAUGCUGUAACAUAAGUGGGGCUUCAGAGGGUUGGCUGUCGUCGUAUGCUUAUAUUAUUAUGUUGCUGCACUUUCUUCAAAGGCUUGAAAGACCAGUGUUACCUUUUUUACAACAGGUAGUUGAAUUCAUUUGGUUGGCUCCAAAUUCUCAGUCUGUAGCGGAGUUAUGGUUAGAAUUCUUCGCCUAUUACGCAUGGAAAUUUGAUUACGUCAAUGAAGUUGUACAGAUUCGUCACCCUAAAGUGCUUGUGAAGAAACGUAAAGGCUGGGACAGUAGUCCAUUCGCAGUGGAAGAUCCAUUUGUUCUUAACCACAACCUUGCAGCAACUGUUGAUAGUGAUGGUAAUUUGUCUGUUCCUCUUUUUAAAUUCUUUUCAUUUUCACUUCCUGGCUUCUACAAAGUGUGUUAA